Paraglomus occultum is the source of this 1404-nucleotide messenger RNA. The record is from the annotation of a GenBank genome assembly. NCBI's taxonomy places the organism in Eukaryota, Fungi, Glomeromycota, Glomeromycetes, Paraglomerales, Paraglomeraceae.
ACUCGUCUUCUUCAUCUCAGUCCUUUAUUUCAAAAAUAAUAUCAGCUCCAUAUCUCCUCCCCAAAUUACUCUAUGUUUUCCUAUACGGCGGUAUGGGUGCUGCAAUCCCAUUUCUCCCCAUUUUCUACAAAAAUUCACUUAACCUGUCUUCCAGCCAGAUCGGAAUAAUUUUCUCGAUCGCCCCAUUUAUUGCUGCCAUAAGCUGUCCUUUAUGGACCGGGCUCGCAGACAAGUUUCAAGCGCACAAGGCGAUCAUGAUCAUUACAUAUGUGGCAGCAGUGGCUAGCAUUGUUGCGCAAAUGUUGUUGCCCAGAGCCGAUGCUGUCGAUGAGGAAGGCGGACAGUGGUCCGAGCAAGAUUCGAAAGACAGUCCCGGAAGAGGAUCGAUCAUGGCUUGGGUAUUGUUUGCGGCAAGUUGGUUUGCAUUCUUUGGAAUUCCUGUUAAUGCCUUGGUCGAUAGUGGCAUAUUAAAGAUUUUAGGGGGUAAGAAAGAACUGUAUGGCGAACAACGACUCUGGGGCUCGGUGUCUUACGGUCUCUGCACAUUCUUUGUUGGUAUCCUCAUCUCAGCAUCAUCAAUAGACGCCGUCUUUAUACUUUUCUAUAUCUCUGCGAUUUUCUUUGGUCUCUGUGCAUUAUUCACGGAUUUCAAUUCCGCAUCCGUCUCCAACCCCACAUCUCGGCCUCUUUCCACAUAUGCCUAUCGCGGCCCCGCGGCAUUUAAACCUCUCAUCGACAUUGAAGAUUCUGAUAAUGAUGCCGGACGCUCGUCUCACGUAUUCAGCAUCGAUGAUUCGUCAAACAACGGCGAUAUUUUUGAUACGUCCGAUGAAGAGGACAUUGAUGACGAAGAGGAGGAGGAAGAUAACGAGGUUUCCGUGCCGGAUUUAGAUGUAUUGGCUUUCCCGCCGAGUGCCCCGACUAUAAAAAAUGCAAGUCUGGUCGAGAAACCAUCUUCGGCUGUUAUGGUUUUGAUUACUAACCCAUCAGUGGCGACGUUGCUGAUUACAAUGUUGUUGAUGGGAACGGCGAUGGCGAUAUGUAACGCAUUUUUGUUGAUAUUUUUGAGUGAGGAUCUGAACGCGAGUUCUACUGUUCUUGGGUUGACUGGACCGAUGAGUGCAAUAACCGAACUAUUGUUUUUCUUCUACUCAAAGGAUCUCAUAAGCCGAUUUGGAAUUGCGCAAUUGAUAAUGCUUGCUCAUAUUGCGACUAUCCUUCGCGCAAUUACAUACGUCUGCCUCCGGCCAAACACCUUCUCACACAUUAUCGCGUUGCUCGUCCAGACACUCAACGGAAUGGCGUUUACCUCUCUGUGGGCGUCUGGUGUUACGCAUUUGACUAAUCUCUCUCCACCUAACCUCGUAUCGUUUUCGCAAGGAUUAAUGAUGGCUGCAUUCGCGG